Molecule: messenger RNA, 2934 nt
Organism: Papaver somniferum (opium poppy)
Lineage: Eukaryota; Viridiplantae; Streptophyta; Magnoliopsida; Ranunculales; Papaveraceae
Product: phospholipase D alpha 1-like
Exons: 4
Coding region: 312-2753 (813 amino acids)
Biological process (GO): phosphatidylcholine metabolic process; phospholipid catabolic process
Cellular component (GO): plasma membrane
Molecular function (GO): D-type glycerophospholipase activity; calcium ion binding
Source: RefSeq, a predicted model, not a curated record
AUCUUGGUUCCAAACCCAUUCCGGUUCCGAAUCCAUUAAAAAAGUCUAUCCGUCUACCCAUAAACGGUAAACCCCCACGUUCAUUUCUCCGCGUUCUAUUUUACAGGGGCGGCUUUUAAAGCUCUUUCUGUUAAUAAUAAUUACUUUUCUUCCCAUUUUUUUCUCUCAUUGGCGCGUCUUUACAGUGUCCUUCCCAUUUCUCAGCACAUCUCAUCCAUAUAAAGAUCCCGAUUCCGAUCAGGAUCAGACCUCAUCCUCAUUUCUCUCGUCUCUCUUUAAAUCUCCAGAUCUCCACUCUUCUCUGUUAGAAAAUGGCGCAGAUUUUACUCCAUGGAACUCUACAUGUUACGAUCUUUGAAGCGAAUUCAAUUUCUCAUCCUGAUAGGAAAACUGGUGGUGCUCCUAAGUUCUUUAGGAAGCUUGUGGAAAACAUCGAGGAGACAGUUGGAUUUGGCAAAGGAGCUAGUAUGCUUUAUGCCUCAGUUGAUCUCGAUAAGGCUAGAGUUGGAAGGACCAGAAUCAUAAAAGAUGAACCUGUCAACCCUAAGUGGUACGAGUCUUUUCACAUCUACUGUGCCCAUAUGGCUGCUAAUGUCAUCUUCACUGUCAAAGAUGAUAAUCCCAUUGGAGCAACUCUGAUUGGAAGAGCUUAUGUUCCUAUUGACCAAGUUCUAAGUGGGGAAGAAGUGGAUGAAUGGGUCGAGGUGGUAGAUGAGGAGCGUAAUCCUGUGCAAGGUGGUUGUAAGAUCCACGUGAAGCUGCAAUAUUUUGAUGUUGGUCAAGACAAGAAUUGGGCUCGGGGAAUUAGAAGCGCCAAAUUUCCUGGAGUUCCUUACACAUUCUUCACCCAGAGAACAGGAUGCAAAGUUUCUCUAUAUCAAGAUGCUCACGUCCCAGAUAACUUUAUUCCCAAAAUCCCUCUUGCUGGAGGCAAGAUUUACGAGCCUGCCAGAUGUUGGGAGGAUAUAUUUGAUGCAAUCAGUAAUGCGAAACACAUGAUUUACAUUACUGGAUGGUCUGUGUACACUGAAGUCGUUUUGAUAAGGGACUCUAGAAGGCAAAAACCUGGUGGGGACAUUACCCUUGGAGAGUUGCUUAAGAAAAAGGCUGAUGAAGGUGUUAGGGUCCUUAUGCUUGUAUGGGAUGACAGAACCUCCGUGGGUUUAUUGAAAAAAGAUGGAUUGAUGGCUACUCAUGACGAAGACACUUUUAAUUACUUCCAAGGUACACAGGUGAACUGUGUCUUGUGUCCCCGUAACCCUGAUGAUGGAGGCAGCUUUAUUCAGGAUUUACAGAUCUCAACUAUGUUCACUCAUCACCAGAAGAUCGUGGUCACGGAUAGUGCAAUGCCCAGUGCAGGAUCAGAACAGAGGAGAAUAGUGAGUUUUGUUGGGGGUAUUGAUCUCUGCGAUGGAAGAUAUGAUACUCAGUUCCAUUCUCUUUUUAGAACCUUGGACACUGCUCACCAUGAUGAUUUCCAUCAACCUAACUUCACUGGUGGUGCAAUUACUAAAGGUGGGCCCAGGGAGCCUUGGCAUGAUAUUCAUUCUCGUCUAGAAGGACCCAUUGCUUGGGAUGUACUUUUCAAUUUUGAACAGAGGUGGAGGAAACAGGGUGGGAAAGACAUUCUGGUCAACUUGAGAGAGCUUUCUGAGAUAAUUAUUCCUCCCUCUCCUGUCACGUUCUCCGAAGACCCAGAAUCAUGGAAUGUUCAAUUAUUCAGAUCCAUUGAUGGUGGUGCUGCCUUUGGAUUCCCUGAUUCACCAGAGGAUGCAGCCAAAGCUGGGCUUGUUAGUGGAAAAGACAACAUCAUCGACCGCAGCAUUCAGGAUGCUUAUAUUAAUGCCAUUCGAAGAGCAAAGGACUUCAUUUACAUUGAAAAUCAGUAUUUUCUGGGAAGUUCAUACGGUUGGAAAGCAGAGGGCAUUAAGCCAGAGGAAAUAAAUGCUCUGCAUCUUAUUCCCAAGGAACUCUCACUAAAAAUUGUUAGCAAGAUUAUGGCUGGUGAGAGGUUUACUGUUUAUGUUGUUGUUCCAAUGUGGCCAGAGGGUAUCCCAGAGAGUGCAUCAGUUCAGGCGAUAUUAGAUUGGCAGAGGAGGACUUGGGACAUGAUGUAUGCUGACAUCACUCAAGCUCUUAAAGCUAAAGGGAUUGUAGCUGACCCUAGGGACUAUUUGACAUUCUUCUGUCUCGGUAAUCGAGAGGUGAAGAAAGAAGGAGAGUAUGUACCAUCAGAAACUCCAGACCCUGAUACAGAUUAUAGUAGAGCUCAGGAGGCUCGACGAUUCAUGAUCUACGUUCACACCAAGAUGAUGAUAGUUGAUGAUGAAUACAUAAUCAUUGGAUCAGCCAACAUCAACGAGAGAUCAAUGAAUGGUGCAAGAGAUUCUGAAAUUGCCAUGGGAGGUUACCAACCUCAUCACCUAGCUCACAGAGAACCAGCAACGGGUCAAAUCCACGGAUUCCGUAUGGCAUUAUGGUAUGAACAUCUUGGCAUGCUGGAUGAAGUUUUCCUCCAUCCCAACAGUGAGGAAUGUGUGCAAAAGGUGAACAGGAUCGCUGAUAAAUACUGGGAUCUGUACUCGAGCGAUUCUCUUGAACGUGAUCUACCUGGACACCUCCUCAGGUACCCAAUCGGAAUCACUGAAAAUGGAGAUGUGACUGAGUUGCCAGGUCAUGAGUUCUUCCCCGACACUAAAGCACGUGUUCUUGGUGCCAAGUCGGAUUACCUUCCUCCAAUUCUCACUACAUAGGUUAUGUACUUAUAUCCUUCUUUCUCUCGUACUCUUAUAUCCAAUAAAAGUUGUAACUUUUGAGUGUUUUAUUAGGUUUUCUGAUCAGAGAUUGUUUAUUUUACAAAUUUGGUCACUGGUCUGUUCGCUUAUAAACUGUAUUUGCUAAUUUGUUUUAGUAAUGAAAUUCUGUGUUUAUAAA